CAAUUUAUGACAGUCAAAUCUGAGUGGUGGUGCAAUUGAGCAUUUUACAAAAAAGGAUGAGUUCUAUGCAGGAGUCCAUAGUUAAAUCUUAAAAGGGAAAAAUUAAGGUACAAAAGGGGAAGGACAAUGGUAAAAAAAAAGAUCAACUGACUGUCUGGUAAAGAUGAAACCGAAAUUCAGAAUUUCAGGUUUUAUAAAUAGAUAUAAUUUUGAUUUUAAUUGUUAUUUAUAGUGGUUUAUUAUAUCAUUUAGCAGUGAUAUAGAUAGAUAUCAACGUGCUCCAGCCAACCAGGUGUACUAUAGUUCCUCCUGUCUUCCCUGAUCAUUUGUAUAUAUAAGAAUAUGAAAUCAUGUUAGAACCCCAGGACAGAAUUCGGAACGCGGUCAUAGAAGGGAAUCUUUUGAUAGCUCGAAGACUUAUAACCAGAUUUCCUGACCUUUGGUUGAACUCAGAUCCUAAUAACAAUGGAUGGUCGAAUCUUCAUUAUGCUUCCUAUUACGGCCAUUAUCUUAUAUGUUUCCAUUUAAUAUCUUAUAUCAAUAAUAACCUUGAUGGUUUGAAAAGUCAAUACAAUCUGCUUGAUCUAUUAAGUUUCGAUGGACUUUCAGUACUACAUACAUGUAUCUUAAAUAAUCAUUAUCAAACUUUACAUUACUUAUUACAAGAGUUCCCCGGUACUUUAUGGUUGAAUCACCCUGGUGGUGAAUUCAGUCGUACUCCUUUACAAUAUAGUUGUGUACAAGGGUUUGAAGAAGGUAUCAAAUUAUUACUUGAAUUUGGAGCUGAUUGGGAAACUCAAGAUAGCGAUGGGAAUACAUUAUUACAUUUAUGUUUCCAAUUCAAUAAGUUUGAGUGUAUUCAAACCUUUUAUAAAUUCUUAAUUAUGAAUUCAAAGGAAAAAAGUAAGAUUAUUCAAAAGAUCAAACAAUUUGAAUUAAUUCAAAAUAAUAAAGGUUGGAUAGCUACGGAAUAUACUACCAGUAAUGACUUUAUGAAUAAAUAUAAACAAAUGAAAAAAGAAUUAUUCACCAUGAAUUUUGAUUUCCAAGAAUCAAUCCCAUUAACUGAUAUAAGUUCUUCAAACUCAUCAUCAAUUAAUUUAAGUAGUUCAGCAAAUCGGUCUCAAACCUCCUUAUUAGAAAAUAAGGUCCUUGCCAGUCCAAUAGUACCGAUGUCACAAUCCCUGUUAAAAGAUUAUAAUGAUACCAUAAACACAGGUACUGAUAAUAAUGCUACUAUCCCCGAGACUCAAAAUCAAGAUACUAAAGGAAGGGCGCAUUCUCAAUCCUUACCAGCGGUAGUAAUGGCGGCCGAAAAUGCUUCAUCAGGUUCAUCAGCAAAAUCAGUUAAAGCUGGUUCAACAAGAACACGUUCAAAUACUUAUAAUUACAGACCACCAAAUCCAAUUAGUGCAUCACCAAGAGCUCCACAUACCCCUAUCAAUCAACAAGCUCCUACCAAUAAACCACCAUCAUUAAAAUCAAUCACCAUAUCUCCUUCCAUUAGAAAUCCAUCUAUCGAUGAAGAUAACAGCAAUAGUAAUGGUAAUGGUGCCAUACCAAGUUCACCUGUUUCAACCUUUUCAAGUAGUUCUUCGAUAAAUAUGUCUCCAGUUCAUUUACCGGCUAAUCGUAGGAAGAGUUCAUCAUUUUCUAAGGGUUCAUAUCAAUUAUCAACGGUUAACAAUACAUCUAUAGAAGAAAAUGACCAAUGGCCAACUCUUAUUACAGCAAGCCCAACUAAAAUUAUACCUCAAACCAUUCAUGUAUCAACUAUAUCUUCUGGUAUUACUCCAAGUUAUAUUCCUCCUGUUCAGCUCCCGCAACAAACAAGGUCGGAUCAUAAGGUAUUAACAAAAUCAAAAUCCAUAUCUCCAGAAAAAGUAUCAGGUUCAAGUUCAACAAAUUCAGCUACAAGUUUAUCAAAGAGUGAAUCAGGUAAAACUAGAUCAAGGACAUCUUCUUCAGCAUCAAUAGCUGCUAAAUUAGCAUUCAAUAACAACUAUAACAAUAACAGUCCAUCUUCAACCUCAUCAUUAUCUUCAACAUCUUCACAUUUGCAUAAUGGAUUACCUAUACACCAUCUGGAAAUCCCUCGAAGAGGUCCUUCAUUAUCCAACAACUAUAGUUCAUCAAGUGUUAAUCGAAUUAACUUCAAUGCCCGUUAUGAAGAACCUCACACCACCACUUCAUCAUCCUCCACUGCAUCAGCAUUAAGAAAAACUAGAUCGUCAGGUACGUUAACUAGUGGCCACAUGGAAAAUCCAAAUACAAGAUCCAUACCGUCUGCUUCUACUACAGCUGCAACUCUUGCUACAUCUAGUUCAGGCUCAUCUACAUCUACUGAGUCUAGUUUUAGACAAAAUAAGAUUAACAGCAUUAGUUUUAGCAGGGUUCGAUAAAUAUUUUGGUACGCGACUGCACCCAAAAAAAGUAAACAGCAUUUUUUUGGCAGCACUGGAUCAAUUUUUUAUUUAUGUAAA
This is a messenger RNA of Scheffersomyces coipomensis, 2483 nucleotides long. RefSeq lists its product as uncharacterized. NCBI's taxonomy places the organism in Eukaryota, Fungi, Ascomycota, Pichiomycetes, Serinales, Debaryomycetaceae. The record is from RefSeq and is a predicted model, not a curated record. Gene Ontology annotation, cellular component: nucleus. Gene Ontology annotation, molecular function: protein binding; transcription cis-regulatory region binding. The transcript has a single exon. Gene Ontology annotation, biological process: positive regulation of transcription by RNA polymerase II. Bases 351 to 2402 code for a protein of 683 amino acids.